GCCAAGCAUUAUAAAGAGCUGGAUUGUUCGUGUAUAAGGCAAGGAGGCUCUCACAUAUUCCGUUUUUCGAAAUGACUUCCAGCGUUGUUGUGUUAUCUCUGAUCGGAGCAGUUGUUCUCCUGGCAGUUGGCCAGACAGAUGCGAUCGAGUGCUACGUGUGCGGGCUUAGCGUUGCCUGCAAUGACAACCCAGAUCUCGCUCACACAGAUGUCACGACAUUGAUAGGUUGUCUAUCGUGCUCCAAGAUCAAGAUCAACGACUUUGUUACCCGAGGGUGUUCAGAUUUCGCCCACGCGGAAAGUUGCUCAGAAAUCGAUCUAUUAUCGACACACACCUGUUACUGCAACACAAACUUCUGCAAUAGCUCCAGUCACGUGACUGUUUCCAUGGCGAUCGCUCUUGUCGUCGCCUUCGCCGCUAUGCUGUUUACAUUUUAAGGAUAUAUGGAUUUUGAGAAAAAAUGUCUUUCAAGCUGAUUAUGUAUACGCCAAUACAUAUAUAUUCGUAAAAAAUGUAUAUACAUGUUUGCAAAUCACAUCAUGAAUUCGUGUAUUAAAAUAUCGGAAGGAACACGCAGAUGUUGCUUAAAGAUGCACUCUUACUCCCAAAGGAGAUUUCCCAUAAUUAAUAAUAUUGUUUUAAUAUUCCAAAAAUAAUGAAUAAUGUCAAACAAGUGGUUCUUAUGAAGGGUACCGAGUUUAAUUUGAAAGAAAUGAGCAUAAAAAACGCUAUUUCUACCUCAUGAGACUAUAGUAGACUACAGUAAAUAUUUUAGCAUUCACCAAUCAUUUAAUAUUUUUGCACUAUCUGCUAUUAAAAUCACGGUUACAAUAUUGUUAUCUGUAAUUAAUAUUUUGCAUAAAUGCAUAAUUUAGUAAGUAGUUUAAGGUUUAUCAGUCAACAUUUGUUUUUUAGACAUGUGUAU
Molecule: messenger RNA, 925 nt
Organism: Mya arenaria
Lineage: Eukaryota; Metazoa; Mollusca; Bivalvia; Myida; Myidae
Exons: 3
Coding region: 72-437 (121 amino acids)
Source: RefSeq, a predicted model, not a curated record